Molecule: messenger RNA, 195 nt
Organism: Alternaria conjuncta
Lineage: Eukaryota; Fungi; Ascomycota; Dothideomycetes; Pleosporales; Pleosporaceae
Exons: 2
Coding region: 1-195 (64 amino acids)
Source: RefSeq, a predicted model, not a curated record
AUGUCCACAGACGCGCGUCUAGCAGCUCUCGAGGCUCUCGCCCGUGAAAACCAAGAAAAGAUCGAAGAACUAAACCACAAGAACUGGCUACUCAGUAACCAAAACAUCAAGAUGCAAGAAGAACUCGCCAAGUUGGAAGAAGAUGCGUACCAACCAUUCAAACUUUCAGGCCAACCCAUCGCCACCUCUUCAUGA